Orcinus orca (killer whale) is the source of this 2683-nucleotide messenger RNA. RefSeq names its product KxDL motif containing 1 (gene KXD1). NCBI's taxonomy places the organism in Eukaryota, Metazoa, Chordata, Mammalia, Artiodactyla, Delphinidae. The record is from RefSeq and is a predicted model, not a curated record. Bases 1344 to 1934 code for a protein of 196 amino acids. The transcript has 4 exons. Gene Ontology annotation, cellular component: BORC complex. Gene Ontology annotation, biological process: lysosome localization.
GCCGGGUCGAGCGCGGUCCUCGGGUUGUAGCGGGGUGGGGCGCGCCGCUGGCAACAUCUGGGCACCCCUCGUGCGCACAGGUCUCAGUUUCCCCGUCUGCGCGGUGGACGCGCGGGCGGCGCCGUGGGCCGAGUCUGGAUCCGAGGCGCGGGAGUUGGGGCCGCCUGUGUUCAGGCUAUGCCGUGUCUCCCGGAAUCGGGCGUUGACCUGCUUGGGCCUCAGUUUCCCGCUUCACAGGGGCGGGGCAUGAGGGGAUUUGUGAACCCCGCCCCGCCUCGCGGGUUUUGCUGAGCUUGGGCAGCCAAAUUAAAUUCUGUUAAAUGACUUGGGUGGAGUUGCGGCGCCUCUCCGUAUUGGUGUGUGACCUGAGCCCACCCCUGGGAGCCUUUGGUGCCCUCGGAGAUGCCCUUGUAGGGGAGACUGGGGAUUAAAUGAAGUGCUCUAUAAGUGUUUGUUCUGUAUUCUUGGAAGCACUAGGGAGGCCCUCAUUAGAAUACUGAUUCCCGGGCCCUGUCCUAGGAUUUCUUCACACUCUACUUGGAGAAACUGACUGCUCCGAGCCCAGCACCUCUUAGCACUAUUGGUUUUAGUCCCCACAGACAGCAUUGUGAGAUUCAGAUUCUUUGUUAUACCCAUUUUCUGGGUGAGAAAAUGGAUCUAGGAAGUGAGGUGACUCUCCCAAGGUCACACAGUCUCCCUCUCUGCGUGUGUCCCCCGUAAAUAUAUUUGGAGCAGGGAUCAGAGCCCAUGCUGGGUCAUUUCCACUCUGUAUGUGUAUGUUAGGGAAGGCUUCCUGUGAGAGGCAGCUGGUGGGGGAGUGUGCCUUGAAUCCCUCAGCCCUCACAUCUGGGAGCCAGAGACAGGAAAGAGCCCAUCUUUGUAGCAGAACCAUUUCCCACAGGUCCAAAUCCUGCACCUGCCAGGCUCUAGCUGUGGGCUUCCCGCCACAUUCUGUCCUGUGAGAGCCCAAGUGUCCUCUUUAUACAUGAUCGUCUUUGGAAAUGUGGAGGGUGUGGGUGUCCAUGCCUGGCACAUAGAAGGAGCUCAAACAUGGUGAUUGGGGAGGUGGUGGAUUUCGUCAGGUGUGGCAGUUUAUCUCCAGAAGGCACGUAAUGGCUGCAAACUGAUAGCCAGAUUCUGGGCAUAAAUAGAUACGUACUCUUGGCCUCUAUGGUGUUGGGGUAAGAAAAAUAUUAGUUGCUAACAUUUGUAAAUGAGGCGAUUUCACAGGAAAAAGAAAUCCAUAUUUCAGGUUUAUUUCUGGAAACAAUCAGAAGUCUGGCAGGAAUCAGGUGCUGCAAGAAGCAGCUGUCCUGUCACAGGCAGCGGAGGAGGAGGAAGAGAUGGACCCCCCGGACUCGGCCUCGAGGGUCUUCUGUAGCCGCAUCCUGAGCAUGGUGAAUGCGGACGAUGUCAACGCCAUCAUCCUGGCCCAGAAGAACAUGCUGGACCGCUUUGAGAAGACAAACGAGAUGCUGCUCAACUUCAACAACCUGUCAAGUGCCCGCCUGCAGCAGAUGAGCGAGCGCUUUCUGCACCACACAAGGACCCUGGUGGAGAUGAAACGGGACCUGGACAGCAUCUUCCGCAGGAUCAGGACUUCUCUCAAGAGGAAAAUGAGAUUGCCAGGUUUUGCGGGUCCUUCUCAAGCUGGUUUCCAUGAGGACAGAGAAAGACGAUGUCCAAGUCCCCAGCCACAUAGAAUGCUUGACACGGCCCCCGGAGCGCCUAUCACCACUACUGCCGUUAACAACUGCUGCUGGGGCGCCGAGGCCUGGAACAAGCUGGCACUACAGCUGUAUUUCUGGCUGACUGUGCCGCUUCUUCUUUUCCGGGGGCAGCCGCAUCUGCUGGCAGAGCAGGUGCCACAGAUUGAGGGCAACAUGUUUCCUUGGAGCAUGCUCUGUGCAGAAAUCACAAGACAGGCCGGAUAAAUCCUUUAUCAAAGCGUAUCUUUUCUGGGGCAUCUCACCAGGCUGGUUGCCCACGUGUGGUGUUGCAGGGGUGGGAGUAGAGUAGGAACCACAAGGGUUGACACCUUUUGUGUGUAUCUGUGUCACUCAGGAAGGAGAUAAGUGUGUCCACCCAGGCAGGGAUGCAGCAGCAGUGGUACUUUGGGGGGGACAGUGCUCGCUGGCCAUAGUCAAGGGUGAGAGACCGCUCUGAAGAGCCUUUUGUAAUUCUUUGUAAACAGAACUGCGUUACUUCAGGUAAAAAGGAAAAACCAGGUUAAAAAGGGAAGCAGGUGCUUCUCUGUGAAGCUCAGUUUAGUGAGUGCCAGUGUUCGGUGUUUGGGGUGUGGAUAGUCAACACUCCUGGCCCCCACAGACAUCCUCACCCCGGGGAUGGAGAGACAGGCUAGGACAAGUCACCCAGAGGAGUGCCUGUUGAGGCAAGGGGAAGGGAAGCUUCCUGGAAGGUUGUCCCGGUAGAAGAGGUUUAGACAUGAGGCAUUGCAGGUAGAGGGCCCAGCCGGCACGCAGAGCCAGCACCAAGGACACGCAGAAGUUGGGUGACAGCUGGGUAGCUGCCAUCCGUCCUGGGGGUGGGAGGUCCGCUGGCUGAGCGCCCAGUCCUACCUCCAGCCCUGGAGCAGAGUAUGACAAGCAGUGACGGGGAGGUUCCUGGCCUGCACCGGGCCCAGCCUGCACACUCUGCAGGUUCAGCCCUGUGUGCCUUCCCU